This is a messenger RNA of Plasmodium malariae, 1329 nucleotides long. RefSeq names its product AP-4 complex subunit mu, putative. Gene Ontology annotation, biological process: Golgi to lysosome transport; protein targeting. The record is from RefSeq and is a predicted model, not a curated record. The coding region runs from base 1 to 1329 and encodes 442 amino acids. Lineage: Eukaryota; Apicomplexa; Aconoidasida; Haemosporida; Plasmodiidae. Gene Ontology annotation, cellular component: cytoplasmic vesicle; clathrin adaptor complex; trans-Golgi network. The transcript is spliced from 3 exons.
AUGGUAGUUUCCCAGCUGUACAUCCUAUCCCCCAGAGGGGAUACAAUUAUCAGUCGUGACUUCAGAGGGGAUAUAUCGAAAGGUAGUGCUGAGUUAUUUUUUAGAAAUGUAAAAUUGCACAAAGGGGAUGCUCCACCUUUGUUUUAUUUGAAUGGAAUAAAUUUCAUCUAUUUAAAAAGUAAUAGUCUUUAUUUCGUUUUAACAUCUUUAUUUAAUGUAUCACCAAGUUACUUAGUCGAACUACUAAAUAGAUUAUUAAAAGUAUUUAAAGAUUUUUGUGGUCAAAUUAAUGAAGAAAUAAUUAGAGCAAAUUUUAUAUUAAUAUAUGAAAUAAUAGAUGAAGUAAUAGAUUAUGGAUAUAUUCAAAAUAGUAAUACAGAAUAUAUAAGAAAUUUAAUACAUAAUGAAAUAGCCGCUAGCAGUAGAAGUAGCAAUAAUAAUAAUAUGAAUAAGAAAUUUGCUCAUUUAUCCAACUUUUCAAUUAAACAUUCAAAUACUUUACCAUCUAAUGCUUCUCAAAAACCUAUUCAAAUAAAUGAUAAAAAAAAUGAAAUUUUUAUUGAUAUUGUGGAAAAGAUUAAUUUAAUUAUGAAUAGUAAAGGUGAAAUUAUUUACUCUUAUGUGGAUGGAGUAAUACAGAUAAAGUCCUAUUUACUUGGAAAUCCAUAUAUAAAAAUUGCUUUAAAUGAUGACUUGUACAUAAAAAAUAUUCAUAAUGACAAUUCUAAUAAUAUUAUUAUUGAUGACUGUAAUUUUAAUCAUUUAGUUAAUUUAUCCCAAUUUGAAAGGGAAAAGAUACUCUCUUUGUACCAACCAGAUGGGGAAUGCGUUCUUAUGAACUACAGGAUUAACAACAACUUCAAGGCCCCCUUUCGAGUCUUUGCCAGCCUUGUCUACAAUCCCACACACACGGUAGAGCUCUGCAUUCGAAUAAGGCUUGACAUCCCAGCUCAGUACACGUGCACAAACGUGUUUGUUAACUGUAACCUGUGCAAACACAUAAGUAACGUGCACCUGGAUCUGAACUCCAACUCGGACCUUUUUUCCGCUCACUACAUAUCAAACGAACACAAACUUCUAUGGACAAUAAAGAAGUUCAAGGGGGAAAACGAGUAUAGUAUACGAUCGAAAAUAACAUUGAACACAAAUUAUGUUUACUCUAGACGUGAUUUCGGACCCAUAUAUAUUCUUUUUGAAAUUCCCAUGUUCAAUUUAUCAAAACUAAGAAUAAAAUAUUUACGUAUCAUUGAAAAUUAUAAGUCGUGUAAUACACACAGGUGGGUUCGCUACAUCACUCAGUCGUCUUCAUACGUGUAUAGAUUGAAUUGA